AUAUAAUGUUGUUGCGGCAACCCAAAACAGUCCACAACAUAAAACAAAGAGAAACAUUUGUGUUCUGCAAAAGAAAAGAUGAAUGGGGUUUUGGAGACAGAAAAACAAGGGGUGAGUCUUGAAGAUUUGAAGAACAAAAUGGCUGAUUUUGCUAAAGAGAGGGACUGGGAUCAGUUUCAUAGCCCAAGAAAUCUACUCUUGGCCCUGGUAGGAGAAAUGGGAGAGUUGUCUGAGAUAUUCCAGUGGAAAGGGGAGGUUCCAAGAGGACUGCCAGAUUGGAAAGAAGAAGAGAAACAACACUUGGGUGAGGAGCUUUCCGAUGUGCUGCUCUAUCUGGUUAGGCUAUCUGAUAUAUGUGGUGUUGAUCUUGGGAAAGCUGCUCUUAGGAAGCUUGAUCUUAAUGCCAAGAAAUACCCAGUCAUGCUUUGCAAAGGUUCCUCGACAAAGCACAACCAACUCUCUGAAAAGCAGUGAAACAAACACAAUCACCAAAACCCAACAACAGUACUAAUGUUGUUUGCACUUGGUCCUACAUUUUAUUGCUGUCAUGAUGAGAUGUUCAAGUAAAAUUUAUCUUUUAGGGAGUUAGGGUACUUUCUACUUUGUUUUGAGUGUGUGUGGUUUUGAAUAUUCAGACAUCUUUGGCACCAGUUCUUUUCUGUGGGAUUUCCAAGGUGAGCACAUGCUUUGCAUUCCUCAUAUACUGUGGUUUUGACAAUAUUAAUCUCUAUUUCACUCCCAAGUGUUUUUUUAACAAAAUUAUAAAGGUCUAGGUCCGCGAUUGUUGCAGCAAACUAAA
Molecule: messenger RNA, 799 nt
Organism: Daucus carota subsp. sativus
Lineage: Eukaryota; Viridiplantae; Streptophyta; Magnoliopsida; Apiales; Apiaceae
Exons: 2
Coding region: 79-474 (131 amino acids)
Biological process (GO): nucleoside triphosphate catabolic process
Molecular function (GO): nucleoside triphosphate diphosphatase activity
Source: RefSeq, a predicted model, not a curated record